Osmerus eperlanus (European smelt) is the source of this 4554-nucleotide messenger RNA. RefSeq names its product solute carrier family 19 member 1 (gene slc19a1). Gene Ontology annotation, cellular component: plasma membrane; apical plasma membrane; basolateral plasma membrane. Gene Ontology annotation, biological process: folate transmembrane transport. Gene Ontology annotation, molecular function: folate:monoatomic anion antiporter activity; folic acid binding. The transcript is spliced from 7 exons. The record is from RefSeq and is a predicted model, not a curated record. Lineage: Eukaryota; Metazoa; Chordata; Actinopteri; Osmeriformes; Osmeridae. Bases 942 to 2747 code for a protein of 601 amino acids.
UGAUUUGCAUAGUCAUUAGUCAGAACACAAACGAAUCCAACUUUUCGUAUUUGCCAUAAGUGUCAGUCUAUCACAGUAGUUCUCAACUGUUCUAACCUCAGAACCCACAUUUUAUUUGGUCAUUAAUGUGGUAUGAUCUAUAUUAGAGUUCCGGUAGUGAAUAAAGUUAAGCCAUGUGAAUCUACCCUGCUGCGUAUGUAUUCUAUAUCUUAAGAACCCAACACGACAAUUAAGUCACGCCCCCAAAAUAUUUAAUUUCCUAUCCAUUAUAAAUUAUUUCACAAAACAGUGCAAUAAUUAUUUGUGUUCUAGAAUGCGGGCGGCUCGGUAUGUAGCCUAAGCACAUUUCAAGAUAAAAGGUUCGGUAACUUAUAAAAAGAAAAGUUUGACUUUGACGGAGCCGAAGCAUCCGCCGCGACCCUCUCCAUACCAGCUCGGGACUCACUUUAGGGUCGGGACCCACCAGUUAAGAAACACGGGUCUGGGAUAUAACUAUAUUUUUACUUUCCUGAGAGGUGUCUUGUUACCUUCCUCCACAUUACCUUUUGAACUUCAACUCCCACAAAUAUCGUCUGUGAAAAAUGACGGCCACGCCUACUGCACGAAUCUAUUCUACACACAUGUCAGAAGUACUCUGUACAGAAUGAAAGGGUCAAAAUAACCGCAGAUUCAGCUGUCAGCUACUGUCAUUCAAUCAUUGUCAAGUUCACAGAAUGAAGCAAACGUUGUCAUUGUCUCUUGUGUGGACUGUACAUGCAGAAUGACUGCAUGUAGAAUUUUAACUUAAUUCAUUUCAUUGUCAAACACCCUCACUCGUGUUUCCAUGUAAUGUUUAACACCAGAUUGAAACAAUGAGGAAAACACGGACAGAGAGAUAAGGGCAGAGCAAGCUGGCUCACUAAUUGCCAGAGGUCUUCUGAUUUUGAGGACUUUUUAGCUGCAUGCGUAGUCACAGCUAUUCACUCCUCAUUUUACCACCUCAUGUAUGGAAUAUCGACUCCUCUUCACAUUGUUCAAAAGAUAUACAGAUGGUCGUUGCACACGAGCAGAUAAUCCCACUUGAUCCGAAAGUCAAUAUAUACACCUACACAGACACAAACACAAUGGUGGACAACGAUUCUCUAGCUGGUGGUGACCAGGUUCAGGGCGAUGAACAGGAGGAAGAGGAUGCCAAGCAAGAACUGAAGGAGCCCGUCACUGGAAGUCAGGAGAGGGGGCAUCCAGAUGUGGCUUCCCCCGUGACUGAGCCCCUCUCCACCCAGUCUGGCACAAAGGCUGGCACACUACAGUUGUCUGUGUUGUUCCUGUGUUUCUACGGCUUUAUGGUGCAGCUGAAGCCUGGAGAGCCCUUCAUUACUCCUUACCUGCUGAGUUCUGAGAAGAACUUCACCAUGCAGCAGGUGACCAAUGAGAUCACCCCACUGUUGUCCUACUCGUACAUGGUGGUUCUGGUCCCUGUGUUCCUCCUGACCGACUAUCUUCGCUACAAGCCCGUACUGAUCCUCCAGAGCCUCAGCCAUGUCUCCAUCUGGCUCCUCCUCCUCCUGGGCUCCUCGCUGCUGGAGAUGCAGCUCAUGGAGUUCUUCUAUGGCAUCACAAUGGCCGCUCGCGUGGCAUACUCCUCUUAUAUCUUCUCCCUGGUCACCCCGGAGCUGUACCAGCGGGUGGCCAGCUUCUCCCGCUCCUCUGUGCUAAUGGGGGUGUUCACCAGCUCUGUGCUGGGCCAAAUGUGCUUCUCCCUCGGGGAGGUGUCCUACUCUACCCUCAGCCAGGUCUCUCUGGGCUUCGUCAGCUUCGGCCUGGUCCUCUCCAUCUGCCUCCCCUGGCCAAAGAGGUCCAUGUUCUUCAACCGAGCCCACCGCAAGGCCCAGCGAGAGCAGGCUGAGGCCACCCAGGCAGAGCUGGCUAAGAUGAAGCUGGAUGGAGGAACAGGAGAGACGGGGACUGCAGCCCCUGAGGGACCCACCGCUCCUAACGGCAGAGAUUCCACUUCAUGGAAGGAUUCUGUGUUCAUCCAGAUGCUGAAAGAGGUGAGAAACCUGGUGCGGAGGCCCAGUCUGAGGCUGUGGAGUCUGUGGUGGGUGUUCAACUCCACUGGAUACUACCUGGUCAUCUUUUAUGUCCACAUCCUGUGGAACAAGGUCUACCCCGCCACCGAAAACAAGAAUGUGUACAACGGAGGAGUGGAGGCUGCAUCCACACUCCUGGGUGCAAUAGCAUCGUUUGCGGCAGGAUUUGUGAAGAUCCGCUGGACGGUGUGGUCCGAGCUGGUGAUUGGUGUGAUCACGGCGCUCCAGGCUGGCCUGCUGCUUCUCAUGGGGACCACAGACAACAUCUGGGUCUGCUAUGUGGCCUACUCCCUCUUCAGGGGGUUCUACCAGUUCCUGGUACCCAUCGCCAUUUUCCAGAUCGCCUCGUCCAUGACAAAGGAGCUGUGUGCUCUUGUGUUCGGCAUUAACACGUUCAUGGGCACCAUCCUUAAGUCCAUCAUCACCCUCAUAGUGGCAGACAAGAGCGGCCUGGGCCUACCAGUGCACUCUCAGUUCCUGCUUUACUUCUGCUAUUUCGCUCUUCUGACCGUCAUCUACUUAUCCUGCGCUGCCUGGGUCAUCUUUAGACACUACAGGAGCCAAUCAGGAAGAGGGGAAGGGACCACAGACCAGGCCACACCCACUGAACUCAGCCCUGUGGUAAUGGACCAAUCAGAGGCAGAGCCUCUCUCUAAUGGGAAGAAUGGGGAUGUCUGAGAAAAUCUCAACAGGAAACGGUCCUCACAAUAUACUGUUAUCCAUUUCCUGCUCCUAUAAACACCUGGGGAUGGGGAGAACGUUCUCCUCAGAGGAUGAAAGACCGUGGAAAACACUGGAGGUCGGCAGUCAUUUAGGAUGUUUUGAGAAAGUGAAUCCCAUGUAAAAGAAAAGACCAACAAAAGAGUUACAUGAACUGUUGAGGAAUUCUCAUCUGUCUGUAUAGUAAUCAUGAGUGCCUUGGACCUGUUCAAGUGUUCACACAGCAAACCUUAUGAAAUUGAUCGGAAAAUAUGUAAUGUCACUGCUUAAUCUUUCACUAGUGAGGGAUUUUUUUUUAAAUUAAUGCAAUCCAAGUAUUAAUGCAGUAUUUUGUUCUUUUGGAAUUGACAAUUUUUCAAAUCACUGGUUUACAGGGACCAAUCUGAAACAGUCAGUGAAGUUGGUCUGACAUGUCUGGAUUCAUUCUCCUGGGAGAUUUAUUUUAUUCAUAUUUGCCUGUUUUUGCAUCGUAAAAAUGAACAUGAUGUACUAAACCUGUACUACUGUUGUACAGGCUACUUAAAUGUUGAUAAUGCUGUACAUCGUGUUAUCACGGUGUCGCUCUUCAGUAUUGUGUGCUCCUUCACUCUUCCCCUCACUGGGUUCUAUCUCAGGUGCUCACACAUUACAUGGCCCCAGGGGCUACAUUUUAACUGAGAGAGUUUAACCAAUGAAUGUUGGUUUAUAGCUUACAAUGAGCUUUCUCAUUAAAGGUUCAUGAUUGCUAUGUGAUCAAUAGGUUUUGCUUAUGACAAAGCAUGACGCCACAUAGGCUUUGAUGAUUGGGCUGCUGAAUCUCCCUGAGAUGUUGAAUGAGUUUACACUCCGUCAUUCUGUUCAUCCUAAUGCAUUAACGGUCCUGACGUUUCUAAUCAAGUACUUCAACAGUAGUUGAAGCCUAUUUUCCAUAGUGAAUACAAGUACAGUCUAACAUUAAGUAUUUUUUUUUUCAACAGUGUUUUUCAUAGUCAAGUUACUGGAGUACAAAAAACAAUGGCUUAUGUUGCUGUGAAAUUCAGAUUCAUUGUUCUUUGUACUGUUCUCCUGGUGGGUUCUCAUGAGAGAAAUUGUUUUGAAGGAGCAUGGAUAGAUGGUUGCUUCAGCAUUUGUGAACACAGUCCUGUGAUCCAAAGGAAUGGCCUAGCUGGACCCAUAUUAACCAUUUUAAUAGGAAAUUGUUUGAUCUAUUUUAUCAGUUCAUAUCAUAUCAUAGUUUUAGCAAUUGAAUUCAAGUAGAUAUGACGAUUUGACAACAUUCUCACACCAAAACUAUACUUUCCUCUGGUGUCAAAUGCAUGCUGUAACUGCAACUUUUGAGUGAAUGAUAUUUCAAAUGGAGCCCCUACUAACCAUAGGAAUAUAUGCACUUAGGUUAUGGAGUAGAAAUACAUUUUGGACACGGUUUCAAUGUUUUCUUAAAUAAUUUUAAAAUAUCCAUGGCCUAUUAUUAUGGAAAGUUACUAUUAUGUAUGAAAGUACAGAUCUUUUUUUCUUUAAACACAUUGAUGUAUGAGAUAUUUUUACAGAUUGAAAUCAUUGCAGAAUUAACAUGUUUAGAUACUGUGAAAAUAUUUGUUGCUGUACAAUUUACACUGAAUACCUUUGAGUGCAUUGCAGAAAUAUAGUUUUGAUUCACAAAUAAAUCAGUUGAAUUGAAGUUUGAGAAUUUGUUCAUUCUGUCUCAUACAUUUAUACAGAAAAAAACGAAUCAGUGAACAAACAAUGAAGCUCUCAGUGAAUGGAUCAUCAACCAUCAAUCUAUUCA